Quercus lobata is the source of this 738-nucleotide messenger RNA. RefSeq names its product heavy metal-associated isoprenylated plant protein 35-like. Gene Ontology annotation, molecular function: metal ion binding. The coding region runs from base 1 to 738 and encodes 245 amino acids. NCBI's taxonomy places the organism in Eukaryota, Viridiplantae, Streptophyta, Magnoliopsida, Fagales, Fagaceae. The record is from RefSeq and is a predicted model, not a curated record. The transcript is spliced from 3 exons.
AUGGCUAAGGAAGUAGACUUAAAGAAAGUUGAGUUGAAGGUUUCUGUCAACUGCUGUGAUGGUUGCAAGAAGAAAGUAAAGAAGGCGUUACAAGGCAUUGAGGGUGUGUUAAAGACAGAAAUCGACCCUUUGCAGUCGAAAGUAACAGUCCUAGGGAAUGUGGAUUCAAAAGUUUUAAUCAAGAAGCUUCUGAAAGUUGGAAAACAAGCAGAAAUGUGGAAUUCCGGGAAUCAGAAUGCUGGAAAGGCAAAGAAAGAAGCAGAAGUGGCAGUGACAAAAACUGAGUGUCAAAAAGCCGAGUGCCUAGAUUCACAUGCCACAAUAACUGAUAAAACUAAGGAGAGUAUAGAUAGUGAGGAUGGAAACAAGAACAAAACAUUAAAGAAUGAUCAGAAGGAAAUGGAGAGUGCUGCAAAAAUUUCUAUUAUUGAUGUCAUUAAGAAUGAAAUUCCUCCGAAUCCUCAACCAUACACGAAUAGCACCGAUCAUCCAACCCUAAUAAAUGAUGGUGGCAAUGUCAAGACUCAGACUCAAUGUUUUUACAUGGUCGGGCCUUCUGCUGUCACCACCAUGCCCUAUUAUGUAAUACCUUCUAAUAUGGCUCCUUUCCCACCAACUUAUAAUGGUCAGGAAUUCUACAACUCAUACUCAAUAUCUCAACCACCAUUCCAGACACCAGCAACGGAAGUUGGGGAUUAUUUCAGCGAUGAUAAUACUGUGGGAUGCUCCGUGAUGUGA